Molecule: messenger RNA, 1521 nt
Organism: Dothidotthia symphoricarpi CBS 119687
Lineage: Eukaryota; Fungi; Ascomycota; Dothideomycetes; Pleosporales; Dothidotthiaceae
Product: Pex24p-domain-containing protein
Exons: 2
Coding region: 1-1521 (506 amino acids)
Biological process (GO): peroxisome organization
Cellular component (GO): peroxisomal membrane
Source: RefSeq, a predicted model, not a curated record
AUGAGUGCCCGCGAACCAGACUCGGUCGCCAACCGCGACACUCCCAUACCCAUGGUCCAAAUCCACCCAGCAGACGACCGUACGCCCAACACCGACGAUGGCAAAACACAUCGCCUCUCAGCGAGCAAGCUCAAAGACAAGUUGGAAUCACUCGGCGACAACCUAGGACGCGAUUCCUCGAGCAGAAUGGGGGAUCGAAUGGUCAACCUCCUUCUAUCCCAAAUCCUCCCAACAGAAGACAUGUCCGACUCCCCAGAUUCGACAUCAAACACAGACACCCCCCGCGCAAAAGACCGCCCCUCGCCAACCCACGACUCCCGCCCAAACUUCAGCCUCCCAACCAUGUCCUCAAACUUUCGCCGCUUCAACUCCCGCAUCGGCGUAGCCUUCGUCUUCCAGAACCGCGUAAUCCACCUCCUCACCUGGAAACACCCCACCCAAACCCUCUCCUUCCUCUUCAUCUACACAUUCGUAUGCAUAAACCCGCACCUCCUCCCCGUCCUCCCGCUAGCCAGCUGCCUCUUCUUCGUCAUGGUCCCCGCCUACCUAACCCGGCACCCACCCCCACCGACCAGCCUCCCAACGGACCUCUACCCGCUCGGCGGCCCCCCACUAGCAGACGCGCGCACCACCAAGCCGGUGCCAGAGUUCUCAAAGGACUUCUUCCGCAACAUGCGCGACCUGCAGAACUGCAUGGAAGACUUCAGCACCGGCCACGACGCAGUCCUAUCCUUCAUAACCCCCUUGACGAACUUCUCAAACGAAAAUCUCAGCUCAAUGCUCUACCUCUUACUCCUCUUAUUGUCCUGCGCACUUUUCAUCUCCGCACACCUCCUCCCCUGGCGCGCCAUCUUCCUCACAACAGGCUACGCGCUCGUCGCCCUCGGCCACCCAACCAUCCAAUCCCACCUCGCCACCCCGGAAACCUCACAACGCAUCGCCUCCGCCGAGCACGAAUCCCGCGCCUUCCUCCUCCGCAUAUCAAAAUCCGACAUCGAGCUCGAAACCGCCCCGGAGCACCGCGAGGUGGAGAUCUUCGAGCUGCAGCACCGCGCGCUGCAUAACGAUCUAGGCGAGUACCAGCCCGUGCUGUUUGGCGUCGGGCCGUAUGCCCCACUAUCUCCAGCACGUAUCAGCGGCGACCGCCCGCGCGGGUCCCCGUUCUUCGAGGAUGUGCUCCCGCCGAGGGGCUGGCGCUGGAGCGAUAAGAAGUGGACGCUUGAUUUGCUGUCGCGGGAGUGGGUGGAGGAUCGGUGUGUGACGGGGGUGGAGGUGGAGAUUGAGGGGGAGAGGUGGGUGACGGAUUUGCAUUAUGAGGUUUUGGAGCAUGAGGGGGAGAGACGCGGGGGUGGUGGGGGGAAGAGGGCGAAUGCGGGGAGUAGGGAUGUGGGGGAGGAGGAGAGGGCGGUCUUGCGGCGCGCGUGGGAGAGUCAUGCGCCGGCUAGGAAGGGGGAGUGGAGGCGUAGGAGGUGGGUGAGGACUGUGGAGCGCAUGUCGUUUAGGGGGUCGGCUACGGUGUGA